Molecule: messenger RNA, 1837 nt
Organism: Pungitius pungitius (ninespine stickleback)
Lineage: Eukaryota; Metazoa; Chordata; Actinopteri; Perciformes; Gasterosteidae
Gene: rmp24
Product: chromosome 17 C18orf21 homolog
Exons: 5
Coding region: 246-941 (231 amino acids)
Source: RefSeq, a predicted model, not a curated record
CUGACUUACUCAUCCUCCCACAAUGCACUGCGGGGAAAACAACGUCACAAUCUUGCGACCCAACGUGGGUCCAACAAGAGGAACGGUCCAGCGAUAGCUUUAUCCUGAUUAUAAUAGUUAGCCCGGAAAAAGCACCUCCUACGGGCCUUAAACUGCACGUACACUAUUUAAAGUGUUUUGGAAUACUUUUUAACUGUGGAGUUCCACUUUUUUCACCAGCCGCCGCAACGCGUCAAAUACCCGUCAUGAAAUUCGAGAUUUCUGAGCGAUCGGCCACGUUCCUGUUGGACGCGUCCUGCCUGUACAGAGACACGUGUCCGGAGAUGUCGCGGUUCUUUCUGCAGGGCACUGUGAAGGCUAAUGCACCAGCGGACCCGAAAGCCCCCUGGCUGCAGCCGAGCACCUCGGUGUGUCCGUAUUGUUAUCAGUGGCUGCGGCCCGACAAUCACCGGAUCCGGCUGCGGCCCAAGCAGCGGCUGUCACCGCGGGUGCAGAGUGUCCUGCGCAGAAAGGCUCGGGGAAAACGGCUCGGUCUGCUGCAGCAGAACCUGCUGCAGCGCUUCCAGAAGUCCUCCUCUGUACUGAUGGCCACCUGCCACACUUGCAGUAAGACGUCCAGACACAAAGGGAUGAACAGGGACUUCAUAGCGACCCUCGCUAAGACCCACGGCACACCGGGGAGCGCUGGCAAACACAAGACCCCACAGUCCACCCCCAGGGCCAUCAUGACAACCCCAAAGCACCCCGGCAAAGACAAGACCCCCGCUCAUACUCCUAGGUCCUCCGCAUCCUUCAACACAUCAGGGUCAGGCUCAUCUUCCUCCAAGACUCCCUCCAAACCUAAAAAUUGGCUGGUCCAGGGUCUCGGCAAGAUUCUAAUGCGAGAGGACCGGCAGGGUAGCAAGAAGGUGGGCUUGAAAGAUUUUCUUUCCUCACUUUGAGUAUCCUGCUCGUUUUUAUGUAAACUCUUAAAAACAAGGGUUUAGGCCCACAUUUGUAACCCGGUAACACCAGAGGCCACGUGGGAACUUUGGUUUCCAAGCCGGUGGGGGAAGGGUUACAGCUUGCCCACCAACACAGCUAUUGCUGGGCCGUUUGGAAUGGCACUCCUGGUAUCCUGAACGCAUCCACCGGGAGCACUGGCUGGCUAUUUCAGCUGUUAAUCAGGGGCACUGCAUCUUCCGCUGAGCCUGUUGGAGGUAAAUGCUUGUUCUAAUUUAGCACAUGCCUCCUUUAAUCUCCUAAACUGGGGAUGUUAUUUUUAUGUUGAAGGGUUGAGAAAUAAUUCAGUAAGUCUCAAAUGGCGGAAACAUCGCAGCAACUCUAACUGUGAAUAGCUGGUUUACAUGCCAAUUUCCUUCUGCAUUUUGGAUUUUUUAUUUGUUUCAUACGGAUACUUUUUUUUUGUAUUCAUAUUACUGUUUUCAACUAUUACUUACUUUAUUUUUUGCCUCAUCAGCUGGGAGAUAUGUCUGUGUAAAUUAAUUUGAAAGUUGAAAUUAUUUGAUCUGAUUGUCAAAUGUUUAAAUGCCAUUGCAUUUUUUUUAAACUGGGAGGAUAUUUAUAAUUAUCCUCUAAAAUGAGACCCACCAGUUGCAGUUUACAUUGAAAGGGCACAUCUGCAUAAAACCCGUACAAAAAGUACGCACAUUCAAUAUGGUCAACGCUGUGGAUUUUCUUAAUAUUUCCUUUGCCAUAUGUUUUUGAGAAGCAAUAAUUUUGAAUAUAUUACUAUGUUUUGUACUCCCUGAUCACCUACCAGUUUUCACUGUUCAAUGAAAACACAUUUGUAUUCCUACAACACUGUGAUUCUCUAAAAUAAAAACCUUUUAGUCUG